Molecule: messenger RNA, 150 nt
Organism: Aspergillus steynii IBT 23096
Lineage: Eukaryota; Fungi; Ascomycota; Eurotiomycetes; Eurotiales; Aspergillaceae
Product: ankyrin repeat domain-containing protein
Exons: 1
Molecular function (GO): protein binding
Source: RefSeq, a predicted model, not a curated record
GCUGCAUAUACCGGCCGGGCUAAUAUUGUUCAGCUACUGCUCGAUCAUGGCGCUGAUAUCGACGAACAAGACUAUUACGGGUGGACCCCAUUGGUCCGCGCGAGGAAAUAUGGGCAUGCUGAUGUAGUGAGAGUUCUGCUCAACCAUGGA